AUGUUUAUUUUAGACCCGAGGACACCUUCUGCGAUUAAUACUAAGAAUGCUGCGGUAUUGUAUGAGGUAUUCCAGCGAGUUGGUGCCCUUGACUUGUAUUUCGGGCUACAAAGGGACAUACAUAAUGAUGAGUACCCGUUACAAAACUCAUCACCGAAACAAGGUAACAGAAGCCGAACGUUUAGCAGACAGAGCUCUUCUAUCCAAAGCGACGAUGCAUCAACUACAAUGAGUGAAGAGGCUAUGACGUGUAAGGCGUUCACAGUGGACCUAUGUAAUCAGUCAAAGCUAAUAGAUCGUGAACAAUUGAUGGACCCCGGGUAUGAUGGGGAGAAACCUUCCGAUUCGUUGCUAGUGGAUGGGCAGGAAACAGCUGCCAGUGCCUUAGCAGAUAAAAGUGCUAUCAAUUCUCCUAGUAAACAAUCACGGCACAUGUCAAGUUUGAAAACUGUCAAGUGGUCAUCUAUUGAUACUAAUUUGUCAGAAACCAACGUUGAUGUGAAUGAUAUGAGAUGCUCGAACAAGGGUACUAGGAGCCGAUGCGUUUCAACUCAAUGUCCGCCCGUCGAGGGAUCAGCAUACUCGAACAAUGUAUCUGCCUCGCAUUAUAACGGUUCUAUUAACAAUGGCAUUGAGGAAUGUCAAAAUCUCAUGCUUGCCAAAUCGUUAAGGAUGAGUGAACUGCAUUUAUCAUCUCGUCAAUCCAACACUGAAUGGGAACAUGAGAAGCCGGAUGUUCAUUCCGAUAGCUCUCGUAGGUCGUCAAAGUCUAGUAAACCAGAAGGCCCAAAACGAUUACGCAUUGCAUUAUGGUUCGAGCGAUGGUUCAUUCCUAAUUUGUUUGCAUCAUUUUCGUUAUUGCGUAACACAUUGUUUGAAUGUAGCGGCGGUGUACAGCAAUAUUUCACCCCUUUGAAGCUGGCAAAGCCAAACAAGAAGUUUAACGAGGUCUACCUCUCUAGUCUGGAGUACGCUAUACUGAAGGACGAGCUUACGCGAUGUUAUUUCUACAUCACUGAUGACCACAAGGAGCAUCUAAUGAUGAGGGAAGUUGAUGACUUCCGCAGGUUGAAUAUGCGCAAAAGGAUAACUUUUGAAGAGUUCUGCUACCAUUUCCUACCGUAUCUGUCUAGGAAUCCCGAAGAUUAUACCCGUAACAAGAAUCUGGAUACCGCUGAGGAGGCAUUACAGCGCCGGGCUUUACAACGGGUACUUGAGAAGAACCUUUAUGGUAUAUCUAUCGAGCGACCAAACGAGUUCUUCAACAAGCAAUGUAUACUUAAACCGUUCCAAGUUCUGGAACCGAUACCUCAGAAAUGA
This is a messenger RNA of Babesia sp. Xinjiang, 1320 nucleotides long. RefSeq lists its product as uncharacterized. NCBI's taxonomy places the organism in Eukaryota, Apicomplexa, Aconoidasida, Piroplasmida, Babesiidae. The record is from RefSeq and is a predicted model, not a curated record. The transcript has a single exon. The coding region runs from base 1 to 1320 and encodes 439 amino acids.